AUGGAAGCCCCGGAAGUUCCAGUGGGAUCACUGAUUGACUUCGGGACUGAGCCACCCUCACCUCCCCCGGAGACCCUGCCUCCACAGUUGCGGGAUGCGGACGGCUCGCAGGGGGAUGGUGCAUCGGAGAGUGAGACCACCGAGUCUGCGGACAGUGAGAAUGACAUGGACGAGUCGCUCUCCCACCCGUCCUGGGACCAGUACCGCCGCUCCUCUUCCAAUGACUCCUUCUCCUCCACCCACAGUGCCUCCUCGGCUCAGGACGAGGAGACUGUGGAGCUCCGAGAAUUCAUGUGUAACUACGUGCAGAAGGUCUUCUCCGGAGGGGAGGACCUGGACCAGGAAGAGAAAGCCAAGUUCGGGGAGUAUUGCAGCAGUGAGAACGGGAAAGGCCGGGAGUGGUUUGCCCGCUACGUGAGCGCACAGCGCUGCAACUCCAAGUGUGUCUCAGAGCCCACCUUCUACCGCCUGGUGCAGUCCUUUGCGGUGGUGCUGUUUGAGUGUCACCAGAUGGAUGACUUUGGGCCUGCCAAGAACCUCAUGACCAUGUGCUUCACCUACUAUCACAUCGGUAAGCCGCAGCUGCUCCCCUCUGAAUCCAAGGAGAAGCCCGUGGGGAGCAUCGACUCCUACCUGAAAUCUGCCAACAGCUGGCUUGCGGAGAAGAAGGACAUCGCCGAGCGGCUGCUGAAGAACACGUCAGCGAAAACAGAGAACGUGAAGGGCUUCUUUGGGGGGCUGGAAACCAAGCUGAAGGGGCCCCUGGUGAAGAGAAAUGAGGAAGAUGACAGCAAACCCAAGGAGAAGCAGCAGAAGACAGUGACUGUGUACAGCCCAGAGGAGGAGAGGAAGGGGGAGAAGAUCUACCUGUACACGCACCUGAAGCAGCAGCCCAUUUGGCACACCCUGAGGUUCUGGAACGCAGCCUUCUUCGAUGCUGUCCAUUGUGAGAGGAGAAAGCGGUCUCCCACCACCAGAGGGAAGGCUGGAGAGGAGGAGGACAAGAGGGAGAAGUGGUGCCACAUGACCCAGGAGGAGCGAGACGACAGCCUGCGCUUCAAUGAGAACAUCACCUUUGGGCAGCUGGGCACAUUCACGCACAACAUGCUGGCCUUUGGGCUGAACAAGAAGCUGUGCAAUGACUUUCUGAAGAAGCAGGCCGUGAUCGGGAACCUGGACGAAGAGCAGUACAAGCUGCUCAGUGACCACAUCGAGCAGAUGGCCACAGAGUAA
Molecule: messenger RNA, 1233 nt
Organism: Elephantulus edwardii (Cape elephant shrew)
Lineage: Eukaryota; Metazoa; Chordata; Mammalia; Macroscelidea; Macroscelididae
Product: KIAA0513 ortholog
Exons: 12
Coding region: 1-1233 (410 amino acids)
Source: RefSeq, a predicted model, not a curated record